Truncatella angustata is the source of this 1115-nucleotide messenger RNA. RefSeq lists its product as uncharacterized. The record is from RefSeq and is a predicted model, not a curated record. Lineage: Eukaryota; Fungi; Ascomycota; Sordariomycetes; Amphisphaeriales; Sporocadaceae. The transcript has 3 exons. The coding region runs from base 90 to 1007 and encodes 305 amino acids.
AUCACAUGUAAGAGAAUGAUCCUCGUCACUACGACGGUGCAGCGCAGACUAAAUAUAUCUAGUUUUCAGAGCAAUACACGCAUUCAACGAUGCCGCCUGUCCAAACAAGGAUAUCGGGCCACGGCAAGGUGAACCCAUAUGCAAGCGCGGUAUACGGCGAAGGAGAAGUCAUUCUACGACUUGGAAACGGUGGCGCUGGCGCAACCGGAUUGCUAGAGGCUCUGGCUUACGGCUACCUGGCAACUCUACGUGUCCCGGCCUCAAUUUCAUGGGUUGCGAACCACUCGCGGAACACACAGCUUGCUUUGCUGCAGGGACACAUAGAUAUCGCUUUGACAUACGAGCGCGACCAGGAGGCAUUAGCAGAAUCCGAGGGGUGGUCAGUUACAAAGGGAUGUCUCUUUCAUGACCAUUUUGUUAUUGCCGGUCCUCGGUCUGACCCAGCCAGUAUCAGGGGCGCCGGUUCACCGGCGGAAGCUUUGGGGCGGAUCGCUAGAACGCGGAGUCUCUUUCACAGUCGACAGGACGGUUCGGCCACAAUGUACAAAGAGGCCAAGUUGUGGAAUCAGAAUGGGUUGACUCCUUGGAGCGAUGCGAGCGACGCAGAUUGGUUCAAGCAGUCAGCUGUUCCUCCGGCCGAAGCGGUCCGAAAAGCUGAUGCUGUGGGCGCGUACCUUGUCACGGACAGGUCAACUUUACUCCGCCAGACAGGACUGCAGGCCAUAUCGCAGACCACCGUGUUCUUCGAGCCUUCAAACGGGGACGAUGAACUGAUGAACAGCUGCUACGGUUUGUGUUCACCGAACACGGCCGGUGAUCAAACGAGCAGACCGAAUGAUUUCAUAGACUACCUCCUAUCUGAGACAGGCCAGUCCAUCGUUAAUUCUUAUGGUUUGCGAGACUGCGAGCUGCCCUUAUUUGCAUCGAUCAAGGAAGGUUUUGCACGAACAAGGUUGACAGGAGGAUAUCCAAGAGCUGGAAGGUGGGUAAUGGAGGCUUCGCCUUAAUAACUAGCCUACGCAAACUGAAUGAUGUUUGCUUUGACUAAUUGUGUAACGUAUCCUUGGGCUUUGUUCAAUCGUCAUUUUCAGCGUCUUUCAAAAUUAUGCAUCGUC